Messenger RNA from Magallana angulata, 1427 nucleotides. Its product is annotated as acireductone dioxygenase-like. The record is from RefSeq and is a predicted model, not a curated record. The coding region runs from base 16 to 945 and encodes 309 amino acids. Gene Ontology annotation, molecular function: acireductone dioxygenase [iron(II)-requiring] activity. Gene Ontology annotation, cellular component: trans-Golgi network. NCBI's taxonomy places the organism in Eukaryota, Metazoa, Mollusca, Bivalvia, Ostreida, Ostreidae. The transcript is spliced from 7 exons.
UCGAUUAACUGUGUGAUGAUAAAAACUUCGGGGGUACAUAUAUAUGUAUAUGAUAAUCAGCCGUUCGCCAUGAAAAAUACUCUCGUUUUAAUAACUUUGUUAAAACUGGGCUGCCUUGUUACAGCCCAGGGGACAUGUAAAAAGGUGAAUUCCUGUAAGUGUAAGCUGGACGAUGGGAAAGUUAUAGAUCUGGACCCAUUGGCAAAAUCAAACGGGCCGGUAUUCCUGGACGUGAGUGACAGUGGGGGUGUGGACCUCUACUCUUGGAAUCCGUGUAAACCCUUCUCAGAGGGCACAUGUUCUAACGCUGCGGUUUGUCAGACUCAUUCAGAUUCGCAGUACAACUGUGGGACCCAGGACAGCGCCCAGUUUGGUUACGAUACCUCAAACAAUGUGUACACCAUCACUUAUUCUGCUGACACUGUCAGUAAAAGCAACGAACUAAGAACCACUACACUGUAUCUAUACUGUGAUCAAGGCCCGGAUAUGUUCCAGCCAAUAGGGGAAGCAGUUCAAGGAACCUACAUUGACUCCGACCCCAAAAAAGCGGAGGAUCAAGUGAAUAAACUCCGGAAAGACCGGGGCUAUACAUACCAGGACAUGAUAACCUGUAGCAAGGAAAAACUGCCAAAUUAUGAGGAGAAGCUUAAGGUCUUUUUUGAGGAACACCUGCACACAGACGAGGAAAUCCGUUACAUCACGGAAGGCAGCGGUUACUUCGACGUCAGGGACAAGAAUGAUAAGUGGAUCAGGAUCGAACUCGUCCCCAAUGACCUUCUGAUUCUACCUGCAGGAAUCUACCACAGAUUUACUUUAGAUGACAAGAACUACAUUCAGGCCCAUCGUUUCUUCGUGGGAGAGCCCGUAUGGACACCCCACAACCGGCCCGCUGAUGAUAUGGAAGCUCGACAAUCCUACGUCAAGAACUUCCCCGUGUCUGGUUAAUUGCUUGGAGAUGCGUUCAUCCAUAAACUAACUACUCAGAUGCCAUAUUUAGAUUUAGAAUUCCAACAUAUGAAUAUUUAUCAUGAAUAUAUAUUUCAUUUGACAAUUUGCUGCACUUCCGGGGCAAUGGUUUUGGGAAUUUAGUAUAUUUUGUGCAUGGGUUCCAACUCUUUAACAUUACAAAAGUGUUAAACAGUCUAUUCCACCCUAUUUUGCAAAAUACUUUUUCAAGUGCCCUUGGAUAUAUUUUCUAAAAUUCCAAUUUUGAUAUCAGAUGGAUGAAAACUAUUUAGUUUUAUCCAGUGUACAAUUUGAUAUGAUACCUGGUGUAUCGAUUUAAUUGAUAAAUGAUACAUUACUUAUAAAUUUGGUAUAUCAGUUCAAUGGUACCUUGUCCAUCAAUUUGUCAACAAUAUCUGAAUGGUAAAUAAGAAUUCAGAUUGUCUUUUUCACUUUGAAAAUAAAGCCAUGGUAUUGAAAUA